Dermacentor silvarum is the source of this 993-nucleotide messenger RNA. RefSeq lists its product as uncharacterized. The record is from RefSeq and is a predicted model, not a curated record. Lineage: Eukaryota; Metazoa; Arthropoda; Arachnida; Ixodida; Ixodidae. The transcript has 4 exons. Bases 1 to 993 code for a protein of 330 amino acids.
AUGGGGUUGAACGCCGCGGCACUGUCGACCGUUCUGGGUGCAUUCGUGGCGUGGAACACCGUGGCGAUGCUGUUCUGCUGCGGCGCCAACCUGGCCGGCCUGCGGUACCCGCCGAAGUGGGUGAAGAUUGUCUUGAUUUGGGGUCCCUGGAUCAUAAUGGCUGGUUACGGUAAGCUGUACUACACGACGAUGCUGUACGCGUUCUACAAAGUCUACGAGUCGACCGGAGGCAAAGCGUUCGAUGGGGUAGCCGAGGUCCACGCGGCUCCUGGCAACCUGAGCCUAGACGGUGGUCACCCACCGACCAGGCCACAGCGCAGCAUCCUGCAGCCCGAGAUUGACCCGGCUAUCUUCCAUGACCCGACGCCGAUCAUUGGCCGAACACCAGCUAGUGGCCUGUCUCCCGUCGCUCCGUCACCCAUGCAUCCGCAAAUGCAGGCCCGGUUGCCACGCUUCGUUAUCACGCCCCUAUCGGCGUCGCCAAACCAUCCUAUGCAGGAUCCGCGGUCAUACGCAUACCCGGCGCCCAUGGGGGCCGCUUCCGUAUCGCCAGGCCCAAUUCUCGCUGGGCCAGAGUUUCGCCCGAACCAGCAACGCCUGACGUCCAGCGGUCCAACACCCACCGCACUGACGCCAAGCACGCCAACACCCAUCGCCCAGACGACGCCCCGCGGUUCGACGUCUAGCGGGGGGACGACGUCCAGCGCGUCUCGGAGUAGCGGCGCUCGAGCCCCACCGACGCUCGAAGCGGCUUCACCGGUCUCGAGGACACCGACGGCGAGCGGCGCGGUUUCCACGGCGCCGGCGACGCCGUCCCAGCGGUCUACCCCCGCUGGUCCAAUAACGCCGCGGCCUAACGGCGCCGAGAACCGCGUGGCCGUCGGCGUCAGGACCAUGCCCAGCGCGCAGGAGGUGCCCCCUUCGCGCGUCAUGAAGGCGCGACGCCCAGUCCCCCCGCCCGCGGGGACUCGCAAAAGCAAGAAACGCCGUUGA